Molecule: messenger RNA, 1242 nt
Organism: Anopheles funestus (African malaria mosquito)
Lineage: Eukaryota; Metazoa; Arthropoda; Insecta; Diptera; Culicidae
Exons: 2
Coding region: 1-1242 (413 amino acids)
Cellular component (GO): extracellular region
Molecular function (GO): chitin binding
Source: RefSeq, a predicted model, not a curated record
AUGGCGGUUAACGUGUUGUACGUUGCUUUGAUUGUCUGUUCCUUGUGGAACACACCUGUCGUUAAUGGGGUGGAUCUUAACGUGUUGUGCCAAGACGUUCGUUUCGCUACUUUCCCGCAUCCAAACGAUUGCCGACAGUACGUGCUGUGCAUUCUUUCGGCGCCAGUUGUGGUGCCGUGUCCAGCCGGAUACGUAUUCCAUCCGGAGGUGCAGUUUUGUGUACAAGAGUCACAGUACCAGUGUGAUUUGGGUGCCAAAGUUACAACCACCACGCCCGAACCACAGUCCACUACCACAUUGGAACCGGAGUGCGUUCGACGUCCAACCUGGGAAUCAUUCUUCUGCGAUGGCGUACGUCGGCGACUCGUCACAAAUCCCAUGAACUGCACCCAAUACAUCCACUGCCAAACGGAUCCACCGAGGAAUCAUCUUUGUCCAGCAGGAACUGUCUUUAAUGAUUUGUACCAAGACUGUCUGUCUGGAGACACCCAGUCCUCUGAGUCCUGUGUAGAAGAAAAUGAGCUAACGGCAAAUCCAUCCAGCUGCAGCCAAUAUUAUCGCUGUCUGAGCGGUGAACGUAUUCUGUUCAGCUGCACUGAGAAUAAGCUGUUCAAUCCCACUACUAAACGAUGUGUAGCAUCCGACACCUACUCCUGCGAUGAACAGCAACCAGAGUUGUUGUCAACGUCAGCACCAUCAGCAUAUUGUCUGGCGAAUAAAAAUGGACUUGUGGCACAUGCAUCCGAUUGCGAUAAAUUCGUAGUGUGUGAGGAUGGUAUCGAGAAGAUCCACACCUGUCCACAGGGUGAACAAUUUUCCUGGAAGAAACUAGCAUGUGGCGUCGACUUUCCUUGCGGAGAGUACGUUGAAAGGCAAGGUACAUCGUUGGAAGCGGUUGCAUGUGCCAAACAAACGCUACUGCUGGCAAAACAUCCUUACGACGUUGAUAAGUAUGUAGACUGCAAGGAUAAGGAGCUCCGGAGCUGUGAUAAUGGUGCCAUAUUCCGCUGGAACUAUCAACGCUGCCUACCUGGUGUGGUAUCGACCAAUGAACUGAAGAGUGCAUCGCCUAAUUGUGGCGCCUUUGGGCAAAGCUCUCACCCUUAUCUUUGUGAGAAGUACUUCAAGUGUUUUUUCUGGAUCUCGUCACUAAAGUCAUGCCCUCUUGGUAUGAUCUACAAUGCAACGCAGGAAGUUUGUACUUCAGGGGACUUUCAAACAUGUUCAUUUGCACAAAACUAA